GGCGAAAAAAGCAUUAAAGAACGCGUCUAUUUUGCACUGCACAAAAAGUUCGGUGGUUUUCUUGGCAUAAAUUCCGCUAAUUGUAAAGAAAAUGUUAAAUAAAUACGCAUAUAUAUCUUAAAUCACAAUAAAGGCAUAAAUAAACUGAUACAGUAAAAUACUCGCCGUACAUUAAAAACUAUACUUGUACCGCGAGGUAUAACUUAUAAAAAAUGGAUACGCUAUUCGACCAACUAAAAACAGAGACGCCGGCAAAUUUGAAAACUGCCGAGUCUACAAAUACACGUGAGCUUUUAAAGGCUUCUAAGAGGUCACCUUCUCCUGAAUCACAUACAAAUUCGCAAACUCCCAAUAAAACAAAGAAGUUAUCGACAGAAACUAAGCCUUUAGAUAAUACUGCAGUGCGUCGUGAAUCAAUGCCUCCACCUGCGACGACAUUUGUCAGGAAAAAUAUAAGCAAAAGUCGCAGUUUAUCACCUCCAAAAGGCCUAAUAGUAAGACCAUUUAAAGUUCUCUUAGAGAGGAAAAAAAUUGAAAGCUCAGAUUGUAAAAAUCAGAACCUUAGUAAAACAUCUAAAACUUCAACAUUUAUCAAGAAAGCAGCGGACUUUACUGGAUCAGCAGUAAAAAACGGAGAAAAGUCACCUAAAAAGUCAACACCCACGAAGGCACAACAAAAGCUAUUCGAUCCAGAUGUGCUUGUUAAAGCACAACAGUUAACACAUUUUAAUGUAAAACGCUGCAAGGUGCGUUUGUUAAGACAGGAUUUAGCAAAACUUAAACGAGAGUUCCAUGCAAAAGAAAAGAAACAGACGCAAAAUAAAAAAUCAUAUCUUAAAAAUAGCGGUAAAAAUAAUAAAAGCAAUAGAAUGCUACCUUCAGGAAAGUCGCCGAAUUCUAAACAUGGCGGAAUUUGUGACGAAAAAGAAUCCAAACAGUCAUCUGGGUUUUUCAUAAAAAUAAAUGCACUUACCCGUUCACCCAAGUCAAAAACAAAAGCUGAAGGAUUACUAAAAGAAAAAAGGUCUUUACAAAAGUUGAGUGCUGGGGCAAUUGCGAAGAAAGUAAAUGCAGCCGCCGCAAUUUCAAGCACCAAACCAACUAAGUUUACGAGAACACAUCUUAUAAAAAUGUAUGGCAAACGCGUAUUUUGUUCUCGUGUUAAAAUCGAAAGGUGUUCGCAUCCGAUGAUGUUGAUAUUUGAAUCGAAUGCCCGUGCUCGCCGGUUACAAGCAAAACGAUCAAAAUCGAAAAAUCUGUCUGUCUCUUUUCGCGAUCAGGUUGAAAUAUUUGGAGAUAGUAGUGAUUCGGAGGAAGCAGAUAUAAGUUCGGUAUGUGAUCCAGAUGUAGCGUCUACAUCGGAAGCUGCCAUGAAAUCAGCGAAUCCGAUCCCGAUCUCUUUAACUGUAACUCCAGCUCGUCUCAAAAAAGUGGAAAAUGGUAAAGUUGUCGACGAUAUCGAAUUAGACCCCUCGCUCUUUGUUGUUCCAGUAGUUGCAAGCACGCCAUUUGCCUCGCCAGGUAAAAAAAAGCGUGAAAAAAAGUCCUUUAGUCCAUUAAAAGGGGAUGGUACGCCUAGCCCACGCAAAGAACAGCUUAAAUUGGCGAAUGAAAAAAUGCCUCCAAGUAGUUUACGGCGAUUAACUGCGGCCGAAGUUGACGAGGAGGACGAUGAAGACGACGAGUGUGAAUAUAUAGUGCCCAUUGAAAUACCUGAACGUCGCAUAUCUCGAACUAGUUCCGCCAAUACCAUGGAUGAUAUUGCUUCGGAAAAAACUAAUGAAGCAUCAAACAGUGAUUUAGAACCUACACCUAUUGACGCAAUUGACAAUACCGGCACUGUUCAAGACACAUCAGGAGAAAGUUUCGUUUCGGCUGUGGAUAGUUCGCAACCUGCUAGCACCAAUCAAUCUAGUAAUACGGAACCUGAGGCAAUGAAAAAUAUUGAGAACUUGACCACUGACAAGGUUAUCGAUGAAAUUAAAUCUGUUGAAGAUAAUAAAAAUGUGGUAGGGGAAACAAAACAGCAAACAAUAGACGUGGAAUUAGCAGAGCUCCCCCAACUUACACGUAUUGAUUCAGUGUCACCUUCUCAGUCGUUGAACGACAUCGUCAACACUUUUAUGUGCAAUGAAAAUGCUGUUGGCUCAAAGGAAGCACUCCAAACAAUGAAGGAUGAUAUCGAAUUGAUUUCGAAUACAAACAUUAUCUCCGACCUAAAAACAAAUGACAACCAAUCACCUGAGAAUAUUUGUAUAACCGGUACAAAAUUGCGAGAUACAUUAGACGAUGACAUAUCUCUACAGUUGUUUGUUGAUGAUGAUACCACUGCUAAUUCAAAUUUCUUAGGGGACAGCGCAAUAGAAGAUAGCGAAAUAGUAGACGGAAUUGUAAAUGAACGUAUUGAUGAGAUUUCUAAAGAUAAGCAUUUGGGUUCUACCGUUGAAGCUACGAACCUUUUGAGCUCGGAAGUGACAACCGAGUGAUAAUUUAGCAGUAUGAUCGUUAAUUAAUUAGGUACCAUACAAAACUAAAAAAGAACAAAAACAAAACACAAAAAAAAACAUGAAAAGUAAUUCCGCAAUUCAUUUUGUUUUUAAAAUCCCCUUCCUUCUCACCCUAUGUUUUAAGUAUACACAUGGAUGUGUGUAUUUUACAUUGAAUAAUCGAAAUUAAACUCUAACCAAGAAAAUUUGUUAUAUGUUUGAGAUUCUUGCAGGCGUUUGUAGUUGUUAGUGUUUACUAACCAACUAUUCGGUGCCUUUAUUUUUGCAAAGAUAUUGAUCGAAUAUCAUUUACUAAAAUUCCGUUAUCUUUCUUUUUAACGUUUGUACAUAAGACCAUUACUGUUUCACUUAGUUUAAAGUUACUUAAAGUAAUUUAAUGAAAAAUGGUUAUAUCAUUAUAUUAAUAUUGCUAAAUUUGUAAUUUUAUUUACGAAGAAAAAUGUUCGAAAUUUUACACGUAAAUUUUGUGUAAAAAAUACGAAAAAAUAUACAGUUUCCUGUAUACAAACACCUACAAAUGUAAUUUCAUCCAAGUUUUGGACAAUUAAAGUA
Messenger RNA from Bactrocera dorsalis (oriental fruit fly), 3059 nucleotides. RefSeq lists its product as uncharacterized. The record is from RefSeq and is a predicted model, not a curated record. Lineage: Eukaryota; Metazoa; Arthropoda; Insecta; Diptera; Tephritidae. The transcript has 4 exons. Bases 213 to 2486 code for a protein of 757 amino acids.